UAUCAUUAAUACCCUCUACAUAUAUAAUUUGAUAUCACAGAACCAAUCACCAGAUGUGCACUGUAUAAUAUAUAUGGUCAUUUCACUCGCACCAUAUAUUAAAAUCAAGAAACUUUCAUAUAUAUAUAUAUAUAUAUAUAUAUGGUGUGUAAAGAGACAAAAUACCUUGCUUGCCUGUUUGAUGAUUGUUUUGGUUUCUCUUUUCUUUUCUUUUUUCCUGUACGAGAACCAUACCAUUAUUAAGUAGAUAUAAAAGAAGAAGCAAGAACAAGAAAGAAACAAGAGUGCUGCAAAGAGAUGGCAGAAGGAGGGACAACCCUGGAGUACACACCAACAUGGGUAGUGGCACUUGUUUGCAGUGUUAUUGUUGUUAUUUCUCUUGCUGUUGAAAGGCUUCUUCACUAUCUUGGCAAGUUAUUGAAGAGAAAACAACAGAAACCCCUCUUUGAAGCCUUACAGAAAAUCAAAGAAGAGUUGAUGCUGUUGGGGUUCAUAUCACUGUUACUGACAGUCUUCCAAGGUAGAAUUAACUCCAUCUGUAUUCCUGAGGAAAUGUCUAAAAAAUGGCUGCCUUGCAAGGAAGAAUCAGAGACUGCCACCACUACCACUGCCCACUUUCAGACCUUCUUUUCUUUCAUCUCCGGCGGAGCUCCCCAGCGCCACCUUCUAGCCGAGUCCUCUGAUUCCUCCUCUAGCUGUCCUGAGGGAAAGGUUCCAAUUUUAUCUACAACCGCAUUACAUCAUCUUCAUAUAUUUAUAUUUGUGCUAGCUUGCGUGCACGUUGCCUUCUGCGCUCUAACCAUUCUUUUCGGAAGUGCAAAGAUAAGACAAUGGAAGCAUUGGGAGGAUUCUGUCACAAAGGGAGAAUAUGAUCAGGAAGAAGCAAGGCUCACACAUGUCCAAGAUCAUGAUUUCAUCAAGAAACGCUUUAAGGGUAUUGGCAAGAACUCUUACUUGCUAGGUUGGGUGCAUUCAUUUUUCAAGCAGUUUUACGGGUCUGUCACCAAAUCUGAUUAUAUCACAUUGCGACUCGGAUUCAUCAUGACUCAUUGCAGAGGAAACCCAAAAUUCAACUUUCACAAGUACAUGAUGCGUGCCCUUGAAGCUGACUUUAAGAAAGUUGUUGGAAUAAGUUGGUAUCUUUGGUUAUUUGUGGUCAUUUUCUUGCUGCUGAAUGUUGCAGGUUGGCAUGCAUAUUUCUGGAUCGCAUUCAUUCCCUUCGUUCUUCUUGUAGCUGUGGGUGCUAAGUUGGAGCAUGUAAUCACCCAGUUAGCCCACGAGGUUGCUGAAAAGCACAUAGCAGUUGAGGGUGACUUGGUUGUUCAACCUUCUGAUGAUCACUUCUGGUUUCACCGUCCUCGGAUUGUUCUCAUUCUGAUCCAUAUCAUCCUCUUCCAAAAUUCUUUUGAACUGGCAUUUUUCUUCUGGAUAUGGGUGCAAUAUGGUUUUGACUCCUGCAUAAUGGAAGAAGUCGGUUACCUUAUCCCAAGACUCAUUAUAGGGGUGUUCAUUCAGUUCGUCUGCAGCUAUAGUACUUUGCCCCUCUAUGCAAUUGUCACACAGAUGGGAAGUUCAUUCAAGAAAGCAAUAUUUGAUGAACACAUUCAGACUGGUCUUGUUGGUUGGGCUAAGCAAGUUAAAAAGAAGAUGGUUCUGAGAAAAGCUGCUAAUGGCUCUACCCAAGUUAGUAAGAAGGAGGAUUCUCCUGGGUCUGUACAGUUGUCACACGCAGGAUCGGAGGAUUCUGAUGAUGAGAAAAGAGCAGGAGAGAUUGUGCGCUGAACUGCCUUUGGUAGGGCCUAAAUGAACAGCACCAUUUCUUCCUGUAGUGUACUUAGAACUACCAUAAACCCUGCAAAUAUGAGUUAAUAGAAUUGAUGUUUGUUUUGCAUCUUGAAAUAGGCAAAGAAAAAGAAUGACUUUUAAUUAAUCAGAGAAAAGCAAAAAAAGAGCACUUUUUGUUCUUGUGCUUUUUCAUUUUAA
Ricinus communis (castor bean) is the source of this 1983-nucleotide messenger RNA. Its product is annotated as MLO-like protein 1. The record is from RefSeq and is a predicted model, not a curated record. Lineage: Eukaryota; Viridiplantae; Streptophyta; Magnoliopsida; Malpighiales; Euphorbiaceae. Gene Ontology annotation, cellular component: membrane. Gene Ontology annotation, biological process: defense response.